Molecule: messenger RNA, 2426 nt
Organism: Manduca sexta (tobacco hornworm)
Lineage: Eukaryota; Metazoa; Arthropoda; Insecta; Lepidoptera; Sphingidae
Exons: 12
Coding region: 103-2364 (753 amino acids)
Cellular component (GO): lysosome
Molecular function (GO): cysteine-type endopeptidase activity
Source: RefSeq, a predicted model, not a curated record
CGAUGCGUCAAUCUGACAUCAAUUGUCAAAAAGUUUUAAGAUCCAAAGUUUGCAGAUCGGCAGAUGGUCGUGAAAAGUGUUUUAUAAUUAAAUUUCGUCAAGAUGAAUAAGUGGUGGAAUUGGGUGUUGGGUUUUGCGUUAUUUUGUCUAUUAUUUGUUGCCAUUCCUCUAUCUGUGUCUAAAAAUAAAACCAAAGAGCAGCUAAAGCCCAUGUUCGACCAAUAUAUUCAAAAGUUUAAUAAAAGUUAUAAAGACAAACCGGACGAAUAUGAAACGAGAUUUGCACAUUUUGUGUCAUCAAUGCAAGAAAUUGAAGAGUUGAAUGCGGCAUCAAGGGGUCCAGAUGAGCACAAAGCUAAAUUCGGUCUAACAAGACUAUCUGACAUGUCCAAACUUGAAUACAAACAACUACAUUUAUCUGAUGAACAAAUAGAGAAGUCACCACGGUACAAAUAUGGUAAAAGUUGGCGUAACUCUGAUAGCAGUUCAUGGAAUGGUGGUAACAUUGCAUACAAUGUUGAUGAUCCUAAUGUCGAUCAUCAAAGGAACAGGAUUCCAAACAGCAAUGAACCACAUAAUAAUAUUUACAUCAUAAUCAGAAAGAAACGUGCUGCAUUGCCAAUGAAAGUUGAUUGGAGGACCAAAGGUGUAAUAGGUCCAGUGAAAGACCAAGGUCUGUGCGGGGCGUGCUGGGCUUUCAGUACCGUGGGAACCAUGGAAGCGAUGCGCGCCAUCAAUACUGGAACUCUGGAAACGCUUAGUGUGCAGGAAGUGAUAGACUGCGCCGGGCUGGGCAAUAGCGGUUGUGCUGGUGGCGACAUCUGUCUCUUACUAGACUGGCUGACUCUUACCAAAACAGCAGUGGAGAAGGAGAAAGACUAUCCGUUGAAGCUGACCAAUGGCGCGUGCAAGGUCGCCAAGAACGCUACAGGAGUAAAAGUGUCUACGUUUAGUUGUGAUGAGUUUGUAGGUAAAGAGGAGAAGAUCAUUGAAGCUAUAGCGAUGCAUGGGCCCGUGACUGUGGCGGUUAACGCUCUGACCUGGCAGAACUACUUGGGUGGAGUGAUUCAGUACCAUUGCAGUGGAGACCCAGUGAACCUGAAUCACGCAGUACAGCUGGUAGGAUAUGACCUGACUGCUGAAAUACCUUAUUACAUAGCCAAGAACUCGUGGGGCAGUGACUUUGGCAAUGGCGGGUAUUUGCAAUUGGCAAUUGGAUCCAACAUUUGCGGUCUGGCAAACGAAGUCGCUACGAUCGAUGUAUUUGUUAUUGUCCUGCAAGUGUCCAGUCCACACGAAUAUAUCGGAUACAAAAUGUUCUCAAAAUGUAUAAUUUCGAUUAUUUUUUCGGCUUGCCUGUACUUUAUUGUAACAUCAAGUAGUCACUAUAUGAACUAUUUGAUCAUAUCUGGAUGGGACAAUGCAACGAUACCUGUAGAAAGGUCUAGAAUAUUCGAUAUGUAUUUGAAGAAAUUCAAUAAAAGUUACGGUUAUGACGAGUAUCCGACAAGAUUGGCGAUUUUUAGGGAAUCGAUGAAAGAAAUAGCGCGGUUGAACGGCGUAACAGGCGCUCGACAUGGCUGGACGAAAUUCACAGAUAUGUCCGAAGAAGAAUUGUCGCAGUUUUUAUUAAGUCCAAGAAGCGAUCCGGGCUGUGCGAGCAGUUAUGAAGUCUGUACGUCAAAUGUGAAUGAAACAAUUAUUCCGAAAAAUAUAUCGCAAAAAGUUGAUUGGCGCACGAAGGGUGCGGUUGGACCUGUUUUAGAUCAGUUAAGAUGUGGUUGCUGUUGGGCCAUGAGUAUCGUGGGGACUAUGGAGUCCAUGGCAGUCAUCAGAGGAUACGGGUAUCAGCAACUUAGCGUUCAGGAAUUGAUGGAUUGUUCGACGUAUAAUAAGGGAUGUGAGGGCGGUGACAUGACAGCUUUGUACUAUUUAUGCAAACACGAACUGGCACUCGCCACCGAAGAUCAAUAUCCAUUAAUGUUAAUUGACGGUGAAUGUAAGAGUUAUAAGUACAAGGGAGGAAGAAGGCUUAAGAGUUACCGAGUUACAUGUGACAUGGACGAAGACUAUUUACUACGCGUGAUAGAACACCAUGGUCCCGUGAUUGUUGUGGUGAACGCGACGCCGUUGAUGAAUUACAUCGAGGGGAUCAUCCAAAGAGCAUGUUUCCGUAGUCAUGAUGGAUUGUCUAGAAACCACAUGGUUCAGAUAGUCGGUUUCGAUUUAACAGGCAGUGUACCUUAUUAUAUUGUAAAGAAUACCUGGGGCCCCUUAUACGGAGAAGAGGGAUACGUGAAGUUGGCAACAAAUCGGAAUAUGUGCGGACUGGCGGAGGAAGUGGCAUAUUUAGAUGUCUUUUAAAAUAUUAUUUAAAGAUGAUUUUUUUUGUAAAUACUCAAAAAAAUUGAAAUUUCUUGUAUCGA